Molecule: messenger RNA, 1554 nt
Organism: Chaetomium globosum CBS 148.51
Lineage: Eukaryota; Fungi; Ascomycota; Sordariomycetes; Sordariales; Chaetomiaceae
Exons: 3
Coding region: 1-1554 (517 amino acids)
Source: RefSeq, a predicted model, not a curated record
AUGGCCACCAUGUUGACAAUUCCAUGCCUCGCGGAGACUUUCACCGGCCUCUCCUUGUUUGGAGCGGAGUUCCUCUCAAUUGCGGCAAGCCCUGUUACCAACUACAGCAUCUCGGUCCAGGUGUCCGACAGGUUCACCCAGCCAGCCGUUGAGGUCCAGAACGUGGCCUUCUGCAACGUCACCGUCACCUACACGCACCCCGGGCAGGCCGACACCAUUGCCGUCGAAGUCUGGCUUCCCCCAGCGGACGGAUGGAACGGGCGGCUCCAGGCUGUCGGGGGUGCCGGGUGGGUAGCUGGACGCAGCCCCCUCACUGCCGUCGCCAUGGCCGGUGCGGUGAGUGACGGCUACGCCACGGUCACGACAGACGCCGGUCUGCGAGACCCCCAGGACUCUGUUGUUCCGUGGGCACUUCUCAGCCCUGGCAACCCGGACCUGUAUUCGUUACAAAACCUCGCAUCCGUGUCCUUGGACGAUGAAGCAACCAUCGCCAAGUCUCUUAUCAAGGCUUAUUACCGCCGCGGGCCCGAGUAUUCCUAUUGGAAUGGCUGUUCCCAGGGCGGUCGGCAAGGUCUCAUGCUCGCCCAGCGUUAUCCCACGGCAUACGACGGCAUCGCCGCCGGCGCUCCCCCACUCCACUGGACAAACGACCUCCUCGCCAUGUUGUGGCCACAGCAGUUCAUGAGCAUGCUCGGAAAGCAUCCUUACCCGUGUGAAAUACAGGCAAUCUCAGCAGCUGCAACCGCAGCAUGCGAUGGAUUGGACGGCUUAGUCGACGGCAUUGUUAACGACGUGGAGGGUUGUCUGGCCAGCUUCGAUGUCUUUGAACUAGUCGGCCGGGCCAUCACCGACUGCCCCGAAGUCUCCGAGAUCACCUGGGAAGCCACCGCCGUCGUAAAUGCAACCUGGCAGGGUAUGCGCAACUCGCACGGCGCGAAUGUGUGGCCGGGGCCCACGCCAGGUACCGACCUGGCUAUCGGCGUCGCCAACAACGACUGUACUUCGGGAACUUGCCAAGGUGUACUGGUACCUGUCUCUGUGCCAUGGGUGACUCAGUUUAUCGCCAGGGGUGCCGAUCUAGACUUUACCAACUUGACCCACGCCGAGUUCGACGAACUGGUACACCAAGGUCAGCAGAGAUACAGGUCGAUCAUGGGCACUGACGACCCUGACCUGUUUGCCUUCCGCAACGCUGGUGGCAAGAUGGUCACGUACCACGGCCUGAUUGAUCAGCUACUCCCCCCCAAGGGCACCAUCAAAUACUACGACGCAGCUUCGGCCCUCGUACCAGACAUCCAUGACUUUUACCGUCACUUCGAAAUUCCCGGCAUGGGUCACUGCAGUGGAGGAGGACCGAGCGGAAAUCCGACCAGCCUCUUUGACCAACUACGCGCGUGGGUUGAGAACGGCACCGCGCCCGACAGCUCCCCGGUUCAAGUCACAGACUUGGAGGGGGGCGUGGGAGAGCGAAUUCUGUGCCCGUACCCACAAAAGGCCAUCUUUGAUCGGGACUGUGGUGCAGCGGGCGAGAGGCGGUGCUGGUCGUGCAAAUAA